GCUCAUAUAAACCUCACAAUCAUCCUUCAUGAAGAAUCAAAAUCUAUGCUAUCCAAAGAAACACACAGAAUACUUAAUUAGUUACUAGUUAAAAAAUGGUGAGGACUCCAAGCUGUGACAAAGAUGGUCUAAAGAAAGGAACAUGGACUCCUGAAGAAGACCACAAGUUGAUGGCUUAUGUUGCUACUUAUGGCUGUUGGAACUGGCGACAACUUCCAAAGCACGCAGGUUUAUCAAGGUGCGGAAAGAGUUGUAGACUCCGUUGGAUGAACUAUUUGCGUCCGAAUAUCAAAAGAGGAAACUUUAGUCAAGAGGAGGACAAGCUUAUUCUCCAAUUGCAUCACUCGCUCGGAAACAGGUGGUCCGCCAUUGCAACUCACCUACCUGGAAGAACAGAUAACGAGAUCAAAAACCACUGGCACUCAUCCCUCAAGAACCGGUCAGCCAACACUUCAAAAUCAAAACCAAACAGUUUCAAAAACAAAUUCAGUAGCAAUGACGAAAAAAAGAGAAAUAAAAAUGUAUUAGAUAUUGACUCGGUGUUAGACCAUGCCACUGCUAACAUACUUGAAAGCACACCAAUAUCAUCUCUUUCUAUCACAACAUCCUCAAACACAAAUUAUAAGAAUUCUGGAGUGGAAGAUGAGGCAUGUUCUAGUCAAGUGACUGCAGAAACCAUUAGCGAUUUUUGGGGUGAACCGUUUCUAGAAGAUUUUGAGGGCAAAAUUAAUUGCACAAAUGAUAAUUUCUUGGAGCCAUUAUUUGAGCUAGGAAUUAUUUGUCCACCAUGUCCCAAUGAUUUUUAUGGGAUUCACAAGGAACAAACAUAUGAAAUUUUAUGGUGAAUAAUAAAACAAAUUUUAGUAA
This is a messenger RNA of Erigeron canadensis, 867 nucleotides long. RefSeq names its product transcription factor MYB14-like. The transcript has 3 exons. Bases 96 to 845 code for a protein of 249 amino acids. The record is from RefSeq and is a predicted model, not a curated record. NCBI's taxonomy places the organism in Eukaryota, Viridiplantae, Streptophyta, Magnoliopsida, Asterales, Asteraceae.